AUGGAGGCUCUUCAGGUAUCGAUGCCGGCACAAUUGUAUCAGCUAUUAGCGCUGGUGGUCACUCGCACUCGCAUGGAAACUCGUAUGGAGGCUCUUCAGAACUCGUAUGGAGGUUCUUCAGGUAUUGAUGCUGGAACAAUUGUUUCGGCUUUGAGCUCGGGCGGUGGACAUUCACACUCUCACUCAAGCGGACCAGGGAUUGACGCCGCUUCGAUUGUUGGAGCUCUUAGCGACAGUGGACAUGGCCAAUCUCAUUCAUCAGGAUUUGAUGCCGCUUCGAUUGUUGGUGCAAUCUCAGAUUCUCAGCACGAUUCAGGUGCAUACGGUAAUGCUGGCGGCUUAGAUAUUGCUUCGAUCGUGAGUGCCGUUGGCCAAUCAGAUCAAGGAUAUUCAAGUGGUGGUUAUUCAAGUGGUGGUCAUUCAAGUGGUGGUUAUUCAAGUGGCGGAGGAUUGGAUGCGACUGCCUUGAUCGGUGCCAUUUCCGAUUCUCACUCACAAUCUUAUGCAGCUCCAGCUCAAACCUAUUCAGCUCCAGCUCAAACCUAUUCAGCUCCAGUUCAAACCUAUUCAGCUCCAGCUCAAACCUAUUCAGCUCCAGCUCAAACCUAUUCAGCUCCUUCCCAGUCAUAUGGUCCACCAUCAAGCUACGCAGCUCAUUCACAAACAUAUUCGGCACCCACACAGACCAUCUCAGUUCAAACUUAUUCAGCUCCUGCUCCAGCUCCAUCUCAAAGUUAUGGCCCACCAUCAAGCGGUUACAGUCAACCCAUUUCAAGCGGUGGAUUUCUAGGCAGCCAUUCAUUCGGUGGUGAUGCUUCAUACGCAUCUGGUCACGGCAGUUACAACAGCGUCGGCACACAAAAUCUUGCCACAGCAACCGGUCACGACAGCUACGAAGGCCAUGAUAGUUAUCAAGCACCUCCAUCUGGUUUGAUUGGCGGUGAAGCUCCUCAUAAUGAUGACAGUGGAUACAACUACCCACGACCAUCACAUGGACUCUCACAUUAAGCACUCCAAUGAUGCAAAAACAAAUUGCUAGGUUUUCUUUUUAAAUUGCUAUUUAAGAAAUCGAAGUAAUUAUUUUUUUGAUAGCAUUCAAAGGAUGCAAAACAUUGCCAUUACAAUUUAUAUUCAUCUAGGCGUGAUUGAUCCAUUCGCUCUAUCUAGUUCUUUUAUCCUUUUUCUUUCGAUCUAUCUUUUUAUCUUACUAAACGUCUGUACUUGACCUUUUCCAAUCUUUAUUUAUACAUUUCAAUUGAAUCAGGGUGAAUGGCACCGGGACGUAAGCAUGCAUCAUGCUCAUAAACUCUAUGUAAAGUCCAUAACUUGAUUCACAAAUUGCUUUCAUUGACACUAUGGUUUUUUGCAUUUACAUCAAUUAAAUGCAUUAGGAACAUAACAAAUUUCAUCGAAAGUAGCAACACGUAUCAUGCAUGAACUCACACAUACUCACGCAAACGAAAAAUGAUAACCACGGGUAAUACAAAGUAAAGGAAAGCAUACAAACCUAACGGGAAAAACACCCACACUCUUCUCCAUACUAUUUUCAAAGGAUGAUUCAAUAGUUUGAAAAAACCUUCAUCUUCUUCUUAACAUUUCUUUUCUCUCUCUCUCUCUCUCUCUCUCUCUCUCUCUCUCUCUCUCAUACUACUUUCACACAUCUGUCACCCUAGAAUUUCCCUUCACUUUUAAGUUACCAAUCAUUUUGGGUUCCGGCGUAUGGAACACAUAUACACACAUCUGUUUAAUUGGCCAACAACAAAUUAGCUCGAUUAACUCAUUUUAGGUUGUUGUAACUAUUUAAUGUAAAUGUUAUGCAAAAAGUUUCAAAUUCUUUUAAGCAUAUAUUGUAUAUAGAGACUGUUUCUUAAUAAAAAAAAAAUUGUUAUAAAUGCCCACACGUUUAAAUUCAAUUCAACCAAAUCUGAAGCUGUAUCAAAAAUCCAUUUUGAAUUAUUCAUGAUUAAUGAGUGAAAGAUUUUACUUACACAACGGUAAAUUGAAGUGGCUUAGUCAUGGUAAUUCGUCUUUUUUUUUUUUUAAUUCUUUUAACUGAAAUUAUGCGGUCAGAGUAAUCAGUAUGAAAAAUUCAUGCUGAAGAUUGAAUAAAGGAAACUGGCACGAUGUGAUUUUCCAUUCGAUAUUCGAUGCAAAUCGCUUUACCACCAGUUGUGGUUUGCUACUGUAUUUCAAUUAUCAACCGCGUCAAUAUGAUUUCGAUACGAAUGGAAGUUUUUAUUUUAGAUUUUUACUCUUUUAUGCCAUUGUUAUAAACUGUAUUCGAGACUACUUAAGUUAUAUUAUUUUCAAAAUUAGUCUGUCGCAGGGCUGAAUCAAUGGAUUCAGAUCUUUGACUGUGAAAAAAAAAUCCAAAAGCAUCAAAAAUAAAGUAUCAAAAUGUGAAAUCUGAUAUACCAGAAACUUCGCAAUAUCGGCUGCC
Messenger RNA from Sitodiplosis mosellana (orange wheat blossom midge), 2440 nucleotides. Its product is annotated as pro-resilin-like. The coding region runs from base 1 to 1008 and encodes 335 amino acids. Lineage: Eukaryota; Metazoa; Arthropoda; Insecta; Diptera; Cecidomyiidae. The transcript is spliced from 4 exons. The record is from RefSeq and is a predicted model, not a curated record.